AUGCCCAAGGGUGCUCGCAGGGACCACAGCGCCCUUCAGAUUCUGGUGGGUUACUUGGACUGUGAACACUACUUCAAGAGUCAGGGAGGGCGCAAAAAGCACUGGAAUACUUCGCAUCCAACAUUCAAAUCAGCUCCAGAUCAAGACAAGCCUGAGGAACCGCUCAAUGACUUCCCCACAGAUCAUAACGACUUCUUCGCAGGUCAUGAUGACUUUCCCGCAGGCUCAUUUGACGCGGGUCAGGCUCUCGAUGAGCCUGACAAUCUGGACGGGAAGUUUUGGGGGCCAGGUCGUCCUUGUGAUGCAACAGGUCAAUUCCUUGAAGAUGGAGUGCCCCCAACGCCGCCACCAAGCAAAUCGCCUGAUGAUUGGACUCCAUACCAGGAUCGUGUUGAGUUUGAAACCGCAGAGUUCCUGUACACACACAACCAAAUGUCCGCCGGGGACAUAAAUAUCUUACUGGAUCUUUGGGCCGUGACCCUCUUGAAACACAACGACAAGCCGCCAUUUGCGGACUGCCAUGAUUUAUAUAAGACCAUUGACAGUACAACUCUUGGCGAUGUCAAAUGGCAAUCUUUCCAGGUUAAGUACACGGGGGAGAAGCCAGCUGACAAUGUACUGCCCUGGAUGGAUGAAUCUCAUGACGUCUGGUAUCGAGACCCCCAUGAGGUCAUUCAGAACAUGUUGGGGAACUCAGACUAUGCAACGGAGAUGGAUUACCAGCCCUACUGCAAGUUCUCGACUGACGGCGACAAACACCAAUGGCAGGACUUCAUGUCUGGUGACUGGGCUUGGAACCAAGCGGACAAGAUUUCCAAUGAUCCGGAUACAAAUGGCUUGACCGUUGUGCCAGUUAUACUCGGAAGUGACAAGACAACAGUUUCAGUGGCAACUGGCGCCAACGAUUACUAUCUGCUGUACGUAUCAAUCGGGAACGUUCAUAACAACGUUCGAUGUGUGCAUCGUGACGCUGUUGCCAUCAUUGGCUUCCUAGCUAUGCCAAAAACUACAAAGGAGCAUGCCUCCUGCCCAAAAUAUCGGAAAUAUUGCUGGCAACUCUUUCAUUCGUCCAUCUCAAAGAUUCUCAAUAAUUUAAGGCCUGGUAUGACUAAACCAGAGAUUGUCCGCUUCGGUGAUGGGCACUAUCGGCGCGUUAUCUAUGGGCUUGGACCAUAUAUUGCAGAUUAUGAAGAGCAGGUUCUAUUAGCGUGUAUAGUGCGCUCUUGGUGUCCAAGGUGUAUGUCACAUUGCAAAGAUUUGGAUUCUGAGUCGUUGUAUCGCAAUUGUGACCACACAGAAGCACUCAUUGAAGAAGUAUCAUCUACCGAUCUGUGGGACGAGUACGGGAUCAUCAGUGACCUUGUCCCAUUUACAAAUGAUUUCCCUCGAGCUGAUAUUCACGAACUUAUCGUGCCGGACCUCCUACAUCAAUUAAUUAAAGGAACUUUCAAGGAUCAUUUAGUUGAGUGGGUUGGAAAAUAUCUGCACCAUGUAUGCCAAUCAAGAAUUGCUGCAGUGGCCUCAUUCUCAGGUCUUCGACGUUUUCUGCAAGGCCAAGGAUUCAAACAAUGGACUGGCGAUGAUUCUAAAGCCCUGAUGAAGAUGUGGUGCACACAUUUCGCGCGUUUCCUUGAAUUCUGCUAUCUCGUACGGCAUAAUAUUAUCAUGGAAUCCACAUUGGUUCAAAUACAGGACGCUCUUGACCGAUUCCAUCAUUACAGGAAGAUCUUUGAGUCCACAGGUGUCGUACUCACAUUCUCCCUCCCUCAACAACACUCUUGUUCCCAUUACAUCCUCCUUAUCCGACUGUUUGGCGCACCGAAUGGCCUUUGUUCCUCGAUCACAGAGACAAAGCACAUCAAAGCCGUCAAAGAACCGUGGAGGUGCUCGAGUUGUUACAAAGCCCUCGGCCAAAUGCUGGUGGCAAACCAGCGCCUUGAUAAACUUGCAGCAUCGCGCAUUGAUUUCAAGAGCCAUGGGAUGCUGGAUGCUAACGAGAAUAGCAUUGUGCUACUCCCUAACCUCGACAUUACGAUACAGGGUGACAAUGAAGAGGGCAAAGUUAUUGACAGCCCAAUGGUUGUGCAGGCCCAUGUUCAGUUGGCAAAGACACCCCAACGCAAAUAUGAUGAACGCUCUCCCUCUGACGUCCCACUCGCAAGGUGUCCUCGAUUCGAUGGUGAUAUUCAAGUCUUCAACUGCGCAUCUUCGAUAUUCUACACACCCAGCGACCGUAGUGGGAUUGGUGGCAUGCGUCGGGAGUAUAUUCGUGCUUGUCCUCUUUGGAGAAAUGAGGUGCUGCGCUAUGAUUGUGUGUUUGUGAACACAGAUGCAGGUGUCGAAGGGAUGGGGGGCAUGGACAUAGCCCGUGUCAUGUGUUUUUUCUCUUUCACGUUCAAGGCAGUUUUGUACCCAUGCACUGUGGUGCAUUGGUUUGACAAAGUCAAUGAUGGACCCGACGAGGACACUGGGAUGUGGAUCGUUCAACCUUCGUAUGAUGUUGGCCAUUCACGGUCAAUCGGAAUCAUUCAUGUUGAUUCUAUUUACUGUGCUGCACAUCUCAUCCCAAUCUACGGAACACAUGCCAUCCCACAGGACCUCAAGCACUAUGACUUGUAUGAUGCUUUCUGA
Suillus paluster is the source of this 2631-nucleotide messenger RNA. RefSeq lists its product as uncharacterized. The coding region runs from base 1 to 2631 and encodes 876 amino acids. The transcript has 12 exons. Lineage: Eukaryota; Fungi; Basidiomycota; Agaricomycetes; Boletales; Suillaceae. The record is from RefSeq and is a predicted model, not a curated record.